This is a messenger RNA of Epinephelus fuscoguttatus (brown-marbled grouper), 2831 nucleotides long. RefSeq lists its product as uncharacterized. The transcript has 6 exons. Lineage: Eukaryota; Metazoa; Chordata; Actinopteri; Perciformes; Serranidae. Bases 224 to 2473 code for a protein of 749 amino acids. The record is from RefSeq and is a predicted model, not a curated record.
GGCCCAUGAAAUAAUAUGAGGAAUUAUUACUGCUGUGUCGUUACUCCGUCCAGCAGGUGGCGUUGUUAACAACUCCAACACCACCGAAGCAGUGAGGGCAUUCCUGGCCGCUCACCUACAGUUGAAGCUAUUUUUCAACACUAACGGUUGUCGUUGCUUGUUUCUAAAGCUCACUAAAGGGAGUGCACUGGCUGCAUAAACCGACAGAGAGGCUGGCUGAAGGAUGAAUCCACUGGACUGGGAUGCUUACAGAACACCACAGAGAAAUCUGCACCCACAUCACCCCAGUGAUGUUAAUAACAUCAUGGAGAACACCCCAAGAACUAACAAUAAGUGGGACACCUACUGUGAAUACUCAAGACACACUGUUGAUGAAACACAUAGCAGCAUGAUGGGAGUGAAUGUGGGAAGGAGGGUGAUCACUCCUCCCCCGCAUAACUUCUACAUGAAGGAGCCAGAAGUGGAGGACCCAGAUGGAGAACCACUUGAAAUGGAUGAAGAGGAUCCAGAGCUGGCGAGGAAGCGGAAAGAGCUCAGAGAGAUAGAGGAGCGGAUAAUGAUGAAGAAAGCCUCUAUUGCUUUGAAAACAGUUGAACCUUUUGGGAGGAAGACGACACCUCCAGAUUAUCCCCAUAAUGAACAAUCAGCCACAUGCAAACAUGCAUCUCUGAAAGACAGGGUGAAUGAAAUUUUGCGGCAGCGUCAUCCUCCUGGCUUUUUCUCAAAGGUCCACUCACUCAGAGAGAGAAUAAACUCAUCCAGCCUGAGCAAAGGUGGUUUGCUGCAGGACAACCAUCUACUGAAGCUCAGAGUGAAGGCAUUAAUGAAGCAGAGAUGUAGUGAUCCGUGUGUUUUACCAGAGAGCAGAGAGGUCCCUGACGUCACGCUGCCUUCCCCUAGUCAAAGCAUUACUUCACUAGCCACAAAGGACAGCGGCAUCAACGAGGGUUUCCAGCGCUUCCUCAGCGUGCUCAACAAAGGCGUGGACAUGGACUUCCUCAGUAGGAUUGUCAACGAUGACAGUGAUCUUCCGUUAGGUGGAGAGCUCCUGAACGUUCAGCCAUCUGCUGUGGAGAACAAGUCAGAUUCACCCUUCAGGAGGGAGAACCAGCAAUCAAAUUGUGGAGCCUCGCUGCUGGGCCACUCUCAGACCAACAGUGGAAAGAAGGUGACUGACCCGCCCAGUCAAGAGCGAGCCCUCAAUGAGAGACAUUCCCUACCUGAUGAUGCAGAGAAGAAGAAUGACAGACAUUUUAGCUCCAGUAGGCGAUCCAGGUCUCCCUUGGCAGGGAAGAAGAGGACGAAGAAAGAAGACGAAAAACCAAAGGUGAAGGAGCAGAGUGAACAGCUCCAGAACAUCCUUAAGACUCUGGGGUUGAGCCUGGAAGUGGAAGAGAUGAGUAAACUCGCAGACCGGACUCAGGAGAGGCUGUAUGGGAAGAAGCAUGAAGACACAAGCGCUAACAGCAGAGAGGAGCAGGAGAGUCAGCAGAGGGGCCCCCAAAGACAUUACAGUAACUCCUCCUCUUCCUCCUCUUCCUCCUCCUACUCAAGGUCGACUAGGUCCAGAAGCUUUAGUCCCAGCCCGUCUCGCUCCCGCAGCAGAGAUAGGAAACGAAGGUCUGAUCGCAGCCGCUCGAGAGACAGGAGCAGAAAUGAACUGAACCGCAGAGACAGUAACCAGCACUGCAAAGAAGAACAGAGGUACGGGGAGAAUAAGAUCUCUACUUACGAACAUCCAUACCCAUCGAACCAAUUGUAUCCACAUCCCCAGCCUGCUGCUUAUCCUCCGUAUCCAGAUUAUAGUUUGUCCCAGGACUCCCAGUAUACUGCCUACCACAGCAGCACUUACAGCCAUGCUACAGAGUCUUACUCGACACAUACUCAGGGUGCCAUUGCUUCUCCCUCUUAUCCUAGCAGCUCUCCUUAUCCACAAAACACCUACCAUCAAUAUCCACGCCCUGUAGUGGCACCUCACUUCAUCUACCCUCGUCCGAGCAUUCUAGACGACCUCAAUUUACUCGUGAAUCCAGACCUGUCUACGAGUGAAGGCCAAACUGGGUCCGUCUCUGGCCCCCGCUGCCUGCAGGUCAUCAGCACUAAGCAGCAGACAAGUGAAAGCUGUCUAAAGGGACUCACAAAAGGCCAUAAGAGGAAGGGGAAACCAGAAACCUGCUUGAAGAGGCAACGCACACGGUGGGCAAGGAGAAAAGAGAUGAUCAAACAACGAAAAAUACAAGAAAGAAUGGCAAGGCAGAAUCUAAAUCCUGUGGAGAUUGUGGAGGCUCCACAGCUCAGUGACAGUGAAGGUGACCCUGAAGCCGAGCAGCCAGAGGAGGACAAGCGGCCGCCAACAGAGGAGGAAGUAAAGGCGAAACUGAGGAAAACGCUUGAAGCAUUUAAUCAGAAGGUGAAGCAGAAAGUCCCACAGUCAGCGAACUCUCUGACCUCCAGUGACCAAUGGACGAGUUAAAGUCUGUGGAGUGUCAGGACUGUCUGACCAUUUGAACCUGCUGUGAGCCCUGACGGACCAUCUGGACCUCAUGUUCAACAUUAAUUAUUUACACAUGCAGUCAAUAGUGUUAAGGGACCAUUUAGUGUUUUAGUUGUAUUUUCCGAUAUGAACUGAAUCAUCUUCGAACCCUAACAAGUAAAUAUUAGGUUUGUCAAAAGAUUAUUUUUGUGCCAUUAGUCUGCAGAUUGUGUUCUGACAGGUUUUACUUGUUUCUGUUCUAUAUUUCUGUAAAUGUCACUCCUUUAUAACUCUGCUUCUAUUUAGCCUUUUGUCUCUGGGUGCUGUAUAGAUUUGAUUAAACAGAAUAUGUUUUGCA